Molecule: messenger RNA, 1502 nt
Organism: Musa acuminata subsp. malaccensis (wild Malaysian banana)
Lineage: Eukaryota; Viridiplantae; Streptophyta; Magnoliopsida; Zingiberales; Musaceae
Product: nuclear pore complex protein NUP43
Cellular component (GO): nuclear pore outer ring
Molecular function (GO): protein binding
Source: RefSeq, a predicted model, not a curated record
UAAAGCAUAAAGGAGUACAAAAACUAUUUCUCCUGCCACUUAAAAUGCUCGCAGGUUAAGCUUUGAACCCAACAGAGAGGGCGUCAUGGCGGAAACCGGCGAGUACUUCCAUCGCUUCCCGCAAUCGAAGUCGAUUGACGCCGUCCGAUGGCUCUCUGCCGUCUCCGCCUUCGACCGCUUCGUUGCCGCCGCCGUCCAUGACCCGGACGCCAGCUCCUCGGCUGCGGCCGCCGCCAUUGAGAUCCACUCCUUAACCCUAGCCACCUCCCCCCUCUCCCCGAGCAUCGGUGAGCCGAGUCUCCACGUCCGCUCCUCUUGGCCCUCCCCUUCCCGGAUAUCGGCACUCCGAUCCUCCCCGACCCCCCACAAGCACCUCGCCGUCGCCGCCGCUACCCUCUCCGGUUCUCUUCACGUCCUCUUCGUGGAUCCCGUCGACGGGUCCAUCGACUCCGAGCUUUCCAUCGCUGAUCGAUCGCUGCACGCGGGACUAGUUUCGGCCGUCGAUCUCCUGGAGGGCGGGAGGGAGUGCAUCACCGCAGGGGAGGACGGCAGGGUGAAUAUGGUGACCAUAGGGGAGGCCAGGCUCGACUAUAGGAGGGUGUACGAUAGCCGGGGUCUCGUGUCCUACACCGCGGCUAGGUGGGGGUCGCCAAUGGAGUUCGCGACUGGUGGUCUGGGGUUUGGGGUCCAGUGGUGGGAUCAGAGGAAGCCCGGCGGUUUGGUGUCUCAGUUAAAGUGUAACUGGGCACAAGACAAAGCUACUGGUAUAGUGCAUUCCAUAGAUAUUCAUCCAUCACGUAAGCAUAUAUGCAUGGUCGGGGGCUCAUCUGGUACUAUAUUUGCCUGGGAUCUUCGUUAUCAACAGCAACCAAUCCUUCUGUCUGGGGUAGGUCAUGAUGGAAGACGAGUAUCUGUCUCAGAGAGUGAGGUCUGGGAGGUCCAGUAUGAUGGUCACUCUCGGUCUUCAAGUGUUACCUCGGCUGCAUCUGCAAAGAUAUUACCUGUCAUGAUAUGUUCAGAAGAUGGAAUCCUCGCUGUUCUUGAACAAGGUGAAGAACCAACAGAACUACUAAUAGAGCCCUGUGCCAUCAAUGCUUUUGAUAUUGAUCCUCAAAACCCAUCUGACGUUGUUUGCAGUUUGGAGUGGGAAACUAUAGGCAUCUUGAUGCGCCCAAGAGAGAGCAUUAUUGCAUAACCUGUCGGGUUGAAUUGUAGGAGAAUUCUGUAUCAUCGGAGGAAGGAGAUUGUUGGCAAGCUUUGGGUAACGGAGGAUGCUGCCGACCAGUCCACUGGAAUGAUGCUAUUGCACCAUUGCUGUCUUCUAACUAACAGAUCAUGCUGUCAUCACUUGCAGGCUUAUGUAAAACAAUCAAGCUAUACCCAUUGUAUCUUGAUUUAGAUCACAUUGUUGAUUCACAAUGACAACGAGCCAGUCAGUUCUGUUCAUUAUUGGUAUUUUGCUAAUGUCACUGCCAAUCUAGAAAUUCUUUGCUCUCUUCUCA